This is a messenger RNA of Anguilla rostrata (American eel), 3577 nucleotides long. RefSeq names its product tyrosine kinase, non-receptor, 1 (gene tnk1). The record is from RefSeq and is a predicted model, not a curated record. The transcript is spliced from 14 exons. Gene Ontology annotation, biological process: protein phosphorylation. Gene Ontology annotation, molecular function: protein binding; protein tyrosine kinase activity; ATP binding. NCBI's taxonomy places the organism in Eukaryota, Metazoa, Chordata, Actinopteri, Anguilliformes, Anguillidae. The coding region runs from base 346 to 2595 and encodes 749 amino acids.
UUUGGAAUUUGGUUUCAUAGUUUUUUCUUACUUUUUUUUUUAAGUUGUGAAAAGAGAAACACGGAAGGCGAAAGAAUCAUCAGAAUCUGAAGCCAGAACUCCACCGUUAUCAUGAUCCUGGAAAGAAACUUAAGUUAAAUUAAGAUGGGAGGCGGAAUGAAAAAAACCCGGGACGGCAAGCCGUAAGGCGGAAUAAAUGAACUUCAUGUUUUUAUUGCUUAACUAAAAUACAUUAUUCGAUAUUUUGAUUUUGGAGAUAGACUGGGAGUUUGAACGUAAAGAAAAAACACUGCGGAAGCGAGUCGUCGUUUGUUUUGCCAAAGUCAUGUGGUGCCUGGCUAUGAAAUGGUGAUGGACCAGGACACACACUGGCUGUACCAACUGCUGGCAGACGUCCAGUUGGAGCGGUUCUAUCUCCGUGUGCGGGACGGUCUGAAUGUGACCCGGAUAGAACACUUUGCCUAUGUGAAGGAUGCUGACCUUGAGCAGAUUGGCAUCGGGAAACCUGGUCAGAGGAGACUAUGGGAUGCAAUCAAACGGCACAAAGUCACCACACGCCCAAAAUCAUGGAUGUCGAAGGUCUUCAGUGGACGUUUCCCAGAGGGAAGUGACCAAUGGAGUGGGAUGGGGACAGGACAGGGGCAAGAGACAGGGCGGUCCCCCACCUGUCUUAUCCAGGACACAGAUCUGUUACUGGGGGAGAAACUGGGCUCUGGGUCUUUUGGAGUGGUACUGAAAGGGGUGUGGCAGACCCCAACUGGACGUGUGCUGCCAGUGGCAGUGAAGUCUCUGAGAAGCAGACAGACAGACUCACUCACAGAUUUUCUCCAGGAGGUGAACACCAUGCAGUCUCUGGACCACCCCAACAUUAUCCGUCUUUACGGAGUGGUGCUCACACAACCCCUCAAGAUGGUGACAGAGCUGGCAGCGCUGGGCUCCCUGUACGACACCCUGCGCGCUCGCCAGAACGAGUACCCGCUGCUCCGCCUCUGGCUCUUCUGCACCCAGAUCACGGCAGGGAUGGAGUACCUGGAGGGGCGGCGCUUCAUUCACCGGGACCUGGCGGCGCGGAACGUGCUGCUGGCCUCCCGCGAGCUGGUCAAGAUCGGAGACUUCGGCCUGAUGCGAGGCCUGAGCCAGGACACGGACCACUAUGUCAUGAACGCACACAGGCGCAUCCCUUUUGCUUGGUGUGCCCCUGAAAGUCUGCGCGUAGGCUCCUUCUCCCACGCUUCUGAUGUGUGGAUGUUUGGGGUUACUAUGUGGGAGAUGUUCACGUACUGUAUGGAACCCUGGCUUGGGAUGUCAGGUCGACAGAUUCUCUUUCGUGUGGAGCGAGAGGGGGAGCGUUUGGAAAGACCGCUGGACUGUCCCCAGGAGCUGUACACUGUGAUGCGCCGGUGCUGGGCCUGCAGCCCGUCUGACCGGCCCUCCUUCUCCCAGCUCACCACAAUGGUGGCAGAGGCCCGGCCAAUGGAGGUUUGUGCCUUGAGGGACUUUUCUGAACCACGAAAACUGCCCUUACAGACCAAUGACAUGGUGACUGUCGUAGAUCAUGGUCUGGAGCUGUCUGAAUGGAGAGGCCAGAAUCAUAAGACUCUGUGUGUGGGCUUGUUUCCUGCCAGCAUAGCUGCCCCCUUGAUUCCCACCCCUGCCCCUGCCCCUGCCCCUGCCCCCGCCCCUGCUCCUACCCCUGGCUUUAUCUCUGUUCCCUUGAGGGACAGUCUGCAGCACAUGGGUCAUGGAGAUGUCCACCCAGACCGCUGCUGGGGGAUGCCUGGACGUCUGGAUGAGACUGCAAACUGGAGGAGUGCAGGAGUGCCCAGAGAGAAGGAGAGUUCCAACCUACAGAGAAUGGCAGGCAUUUCUCGAAGUUUGGAGUCAGUUCUUGGUGGGGCCCAGCACGGGGGUCAGGGUGGAUGGGGCAGGAUGGAGAACAGAAGACCUGGUCCCAAACCCCCAUCCCACCCGUUCCAGGACCCAAGGAGGCUUAGCGACGCAGGCUGUGGGCCACCUCCCCGCCCACCCCCGCCCAACAUCAAACGCCCAAAGCCCUUGGUGCAAAUCCGGGAGCGCAAGCCUAAUGUAAAUUCAGGCCCCGGCAUGUGGCCUCCACAGCAGCAGCAACCACCUCAGCAGCAGACUAUGGGGGUUAGCAACCUGACCAAGAUGGCCCACAUGGCCCGAUCCACCCCCCAGCUGGAUGAUUUUGGAGAGAAGGAGAAGGACAGGGAGAGAGAGAGAGACAGAGAGAGGGAGAGGGAGAGGGAGAGAUACCCACCUCAUGUGCAGAAUGAAAAGGCAGCGCUGAUAGCACAGGUUCAGGAGGCGGUACAUGGAGUGACCAUUGAGGAGGUUCGGAAUGCUCUUCGCCGUAAUGACUGGAACCCAUUGAGGGCUGAGCAGCAGCUAAAGACAGAGCAGCUGUACUUCAUGAGCAUGUGUUCCCGAGAAGACUGUAUUCGCAUCCUCUCUCGGCACCAGUGGGACCUACAGCAGGCCAGCCGCUACUUGCUCAGACUGGCACGGGAGGGAGACCGAGGAGGAGGAGGAGGAGGAGAAAGGGAGGGACUGGCUGGCACCGACAGGCACUGAGUUUGAAGGGGGCAGGAAGCGAGCAGAAACGUGGAAGAUUUCAAAUGUGUGAAGAGGGUUGAUGACGGCAAGACAGCCUGCUAAGCACUGUGGAACGAGAGGUGGACCAGCAAGAGACCUGUGAACAACAGAUACACACUGUCACACACAGGGAAAUAGCACAUGACCUGACCAGUUUAAUUCUACGUGCAUUACUAGCAGGAUGGACACCCUCUCAAUUUCUCUUAACGCUCAAAAUUCUUGUCCAGUGCCACAGCACUCACCGAUAAUUGAACUGAGAUGGGGCAGCGGUGUACCGCACAUGCCAAUGGUAGAGCUUUACACGCCGCUUUAACCUCUUCCACAGGUCCAGGAAAUGCACAUCUACACACCCUUAACUGAGCAGGUGACAUGCAAAGUUGCAAUUGCAUAUACAAAACACAGAAAAUCUCUCUUGCUAUUGAAGGCGUGUGCAGAAUGUCGUAUGAAAUGGAUAAAAUGUAGUCCUGUGACAUUGUACACACUGUCACACACUACACAUGAAUGGACAUAUGACGGAAUUGCAAAUUAAUCUUCUAAUGGAGAUACGAAAUUACAUCAUAGUGUUUGCAUUUUACAAACAUGCUGUUAUUCACAGCUCUUAAUUUGCAGACUAUGGAAGGCAAAACAUUUUCUGUUGGUCUUUUUUUUUAGAAUAAAAUGACAAAAUAAAAUCUGUUUUCAGUAAUAAUGUUCUUGAAUAAAUCAGAUGUACAUAUGGGACAUUUCUAUUUGGUGAAUAAAACACUGGUAUUAAAUCAGACUGAAUGGAUUUGAAGAGGUGUGGAUAUUGAUAGGCCGCUGUUUGAAAGUGAGACUGACAAAAACAAUGUAAUUGGGAAUGGAUCAUCACGUUGUGUAUCUGUGUGUGUUUUGGAGGAGGGUCAGGGAGCUCCAGUAGUGAGCUCAAAUUAUUUUACAUACCCUUUAUUGCUGACUCUGCGUUUCACAUUUAAGUUCAUGU